GCUCGUGCUAAAGAAGGAUUUCAUCACCGGACGGCGCUUCACUGGGCAGCCAGGCACGGCCGUGAGGACGCCGUGGACAUGAUGCUUCACUCUGGAGCCGAUGUCAACGUCAGAUCACAUGGUUACACAGCUCUUCACCUGGCCUCCAUUCACGGACACCAGGACAUCGUUCAGACCCUGAUCAACACUGAGAAUGCUAAAACCAACAUCAGAGAUUACCACGGGAAGACGGCCGUCCAGUACUGGAGCGGCAGCGCCGACAUCUUCGAGAAACCCGAGUCUCAGUCAGGCGGGAGGUGUGUUCGCCGUCAGCGGACGCAGCGUUACGCUCUGCCAUCCUUCCUGCUGUCUCGCUCUCGCAGUCAGGGACAGCUCAACCUGGAGUUCAGGACGCCGCCUCAGUCCUCCUCCCACGACGCCUUGGACCUCCAUGUUUAAAGUUGAUCGCCCUGCCUGAAACCCGGUGACCCGCUCUGUCCCCGUUUGGUCCACGCAGGGUUUCUGGGCUUGGAGCCACAGAUGGUAAAGAUGGCCGCAGGAGGUGGAUGUGAGCUAGAGCAGACUCAGACCUGAACACAAGGCGGGCCUCAUUUUAAAGCCAAGGUUCAUCAAGCAGAGGUGUCAAACAUAAGGCCCGCGGGCCAGAAUCGGCCUUGCAAAGAUCCAAGGACGACAUGAACGUUUGCUGAUGAAGACCUGCCUCACGUGAUGAAGAGCAGAUAAAGAAUUACAUUUCUUUCACUCUCGACUG
Neolamprologus brichardi is the source of this 751-nucleotide messenger RNA. The record is from RefSeq and is a predicted model, not a curated record. Lineage: Eukaryota; Metazoa; Chordata; Actinopteri; Cichliformes; Cichlidae.